AUGUCUGAAGAGAGCGCCCCCAAAAUCUUCGUCCCCGCCGCAGAGGCCCGGCGUCUCGUGCAAGACAUCCUCAAAGGCAACGGCGUGUCCGCAGACCAUGCCGCCAUCAUCGCGCGCUGCCUCGUGGCCGCGGAUCUGCGAGGCGUCGAUACGCACGGCAUGAACCGCAUCCCGUCUUACAUGGAGCGUGUCCGACAGGGCGUCUUGAAUGCCAGUGCGCAGCCGGAGCUGAAGCAAGUCACGCCCGUCGUUGCGCAGGUCGAUGGACGCAAUGGGUUUGGCUUCGUCGCGGCUCACAUGGGCAUGCAGGCGGCCAUCGAGGCGGCCAAGGUCUACGGCAUUGGGCUGGCGAGCGUGAAGCACUCGAAUCACUUUGGCAUGAGCGCGUGGGUGGUGCAGCAGGCGCUGGACGCGGACAUGAUGAGCCUCGUCUUUACGAACUCGAGCCCCGCGCUGCCUGCGUGGGGAGGCAAGGAGAAGCUCAUGGGCGUGUCGCCCAUUGCGUGCGGCGCGCCUGGCAAGGGGGACAUGGACAACUUCAUCCUCGACAUGGCGCCGUCGGUGGCGGCGCGGGGCAAGAUUUACAAGGCGAAGCGGCGGGGCGAGAAGAUCCCGCUCGACUGGGCGCUGGACAGCGAGGGCCGGCCGACGGACGACCCGGAGGCGGCGCUGGGCGGCGUGAUGCUGCCGAUGGGCGGGCCCAAGGGGUCGGCGCUGGCCAUCAUGAUGGACGUCUUCUCGGGCGUGCUGUCGGGGUCUGCGUUUGCGGGCCACGUGACGAACCCGUACGACCCUUCGCGGCCGGCGGACGUGGGACACUUUCUGGUCGCGGUGAAGCCGGACCUGUUCAUGGACCUGGACGAGUUCCGGGCGCGGAUGGAGUACCUGUAUAAGCGCGUGGUAGGGUCGGAGAGGGCGGCGGGGGUGGAGAGGAUUUACUUUCCGGGGGAGAUUGAGCAGUUGACGCAGAGGGAGAGGGAAGGGAGCGGGAUUCCGCUGGUGAGGGCCGAGAUGGAUGCGCUGAAUGAGGAGGCGAGGAGGGUUGGGGCUGCUGAGCUGGUGGUGUAA
Molecule: messenger RNA, 1068 nt
Organism: Trichoderma citrinoviride
Lineage: Eukaryota; Fungi; Ascomycota; Sordariomycetes; Hypocreales; Hypocreaceae
Product: Malate/L-lactate dehydrogenase
Exons: 1
Coding region: 1-1068 (355 amino acids)
Molecular function (GO): oxidoreductase activity
Source: RefSeq, a predicted model, not a curated record